CAGGCUGAUAGUGUAAACCGCAGCAUGGAGAGCCAUCGGUCAUCAUCUCCCAUCCUGGGAAGGACCUCACCUUCCAAAAAGGUGCAAUACUUCACAGCCUUCUCAGCCACCAUGGGAGCACUGGCAAUGGGGACAGUACUAGGGUACUCCUCUCCUGCAGGGCCCUUGUUGAUGUCCAAUGCAACUGCAGGGCCAGUGCAUCUUACUAAGGCCCAGAACUCGUUUUUCUCAUCAUCCAUGAAUCUUGGUGCACUGGCUGGUGGUCCCAUUGGGGGUGUCUGCCUCAAUAAGCUUGGGAGAAGAGGGACGAUGCUGACUUCUGUGGUGCCGUUUGUUGGUGGCUGGCUUUUUAUUGCUUUUGCUCAGAAUUUUGCCAUGUUGAUGACUGGCCGUAUUAUUACUGGCUUCUGUGCAGGAAUCACUUCAUUGGUUGUCCCAACGUACAUUGGAGAAUUUGCCUCACCUGAUAUAAGAGGCACUCUUGGAAGUGGAUUCCAGUUAAUGGUUACAAUUGGUGUCGUGUAUUCUUAUGCCAUUGGAGCUGUUGUGAAGACAUGGCAGAUGCUUGCUGGCCUGUGCAUUAUUCCAGUUUUGAUCUACUUUGUAAUGGUCUUCUUUGCCAAAGAAUCUCCAAAUUUUCUACUCUCAAAAGGAAAACUGGAUAAAGCUACGGAAUCAUUACAGUACUUUAGAGGGAAGGACUACAAUAUCCAGACAGAACUGAACAUGUUGCAGCAGUCAGUGGAGGAUGCAAAGCGCAACAAGGCUUCAUUUAGGGAUCUUCUAAAACCAUACAUCUUGAAGCCACUUUUGAUCUCCCUCACUCUGAUGUUCUUCCAACAGUAUUCAGGAGUGAACCCAGUUCUUUUCAAUCUCACCACCAUCUUUGAAGACUCAGGAUCAACAAUCUCAGACAGCAUCAGUUCCAUAACCAUUGGUGUUGUGCAAGUUCUGGCAACCCUUUUGGCAACAGUGCUCAUGGACAAAGCAGGGAGAAAACUCCUGCUGAUUGUUUCUGCUUCCAUGAUGGCUCUUUCUCUCACUGCACUUGGGGAAUUCUUCUAUGAGAAAAUGGAGGAUGAGGUAUGGGCAGUUGAAACCUUAGGCUGGCUGCCUUUGGCAUCACUAAUUAUCUUUAUUGCUGCCUUCUCAAUUGGUUAUGGCCCCAUUCCGUGGCUGAUGAUGGGAGAGCUUUUCUCCCCUAAUGUGAAGGAAGCUGCAGCUGGUCUAGCAACUAUGGUCAAUUGGACCCUGUCGUUCAGCAUAACUCUGAUAUUUGUGCCUCUUCAGGAUGCCAUUAGUGACUUUGGUGUCUACUGGCUGUUUGCAGGAGUGUGUGUACUCAAUCUCAUAUUCUCUGUGACAGUAGUCCCUGAGACAAAGGGCAAGACACUGGAAGAAAUAUCAGCCUAUUUUGGUGGGCCAGUAGUUUCCAGUGACUCACACCCUAGUCGUGAAAGUGAUGCAUGAGCGUGAAGUCCCAUGAAAUACUGUAGAAAAUUAUUAAGAUAGAGAAGUGCAUGCUAGAUUCUUAGGGAAUAAAUUAAUAUAGAGCAUUUAAUUCAUUCCUAAACUUGAUGAUUUGGUGUAUGUCAUAUAUGUGGGUUUUCAUUUGCACCAUUUAUGUGUGAUCUGCAUCACUAUUUAGAUUGUUUUUUUCUUGAUUGUUUGAUUUACAAGGUUGUGACUGAUAGAAAUAUCAAUUAAAUUCUUAUUUGUUGAUGACAGAUGAUCUGAUAAACUUUGGUCCCACCUAAACAAUAAUUUGUUUUUAACCAUUCCAUUUACCCAGUGUCACUGCAUGAAUCAACCUCAGGAUGGUAUGGCCUUGUUGUUUUGGAAAACUUGUGUCAUAUUUGUUGUGUUGCUUUAUGAACUAUCUUUUGAGGUACAUUUCUUAGUUUAUCAGUUAUGAAUCAUGUACAAAACAAACAAAGUAGUAAGAUGAUGUUGCUCUUUAUAAUUUCUACAGAUGAUCAUGAAGUAGUAUAGGAACUAUAAAAAAGAUUCAAGAAUGUAUUUUUGAUAAUGUUUUACUAUAGAGAAUGAUAGUUUAUUAAUUUAUAACCAGAGGACAAAUAGUUAUACAGUGGACAGUACUGUAGUUUGACUUACUGUCUGCCCACAGACAGUGAUUCAAUAGUGUUUGAUUUGGUCUCACUGAAUAGUCAAUAUUCAAUUCAUAUUACUCAUGGUGUUUAUAUUUUAGUUUUCAUACCAGUUAGGAAUACAUAUCUCUAAAUGGACAUGGUGACAUUUUUCUAUUUUUCUUACUGUCCCUUCAUCCGAAUUGUAACACAUAAGUUUGGAUUUGAAUAAUCAUAUUCCUUGUAAGAAGAGAGAACAGUUGAGGCAGUACAUAAACUGCACCAGAAUUUGCGUGAGUUUUUAUGAUUAGGUUUUAGAUUGCCUUAAUUGUUUACCGUAAAUUCCUCAAGAAUAAUUCUUGUAAGAUAUUUGUGGGCUAGCACCAGAUUUUUAUUGUUGGUUGAAAGUAAACUUAGUGUUAUCAUAUAUAUUGUUUUCUUGAAAGAGGAUUUAGGUUGUUGUAUAUUCAGAUGAAUUAUAUGAAUUUAUAUUCCAAUUAAAUAUUGUUAUAAGUGAAA
Messenger RNA from Penaeus monodon (black tiger shrimp), 2606 nucleotides. RefSeq names its product facilitated trehalose transporter Tret1-like. Gene Ontology annotation, cellular component: membrane. NCBI's taxonomy places the organism in Eukaryota, Metazoa, Arthropoda, Malacostraca, Decapoda, Penaeidae. The record is from RefSeq and is a predicted model, not a curated record. Gene Ontology annotation, molecular function: sugar transmembrane transporter activity. Gene Ontology annotation, biological process: carbohydrate transport; transmembrane transport.